AUGAUGGUGUUGAGAAUUAAUAAAAAAAAAAGAGUGAUUUAUUUUUCCCUCACAGAGAGUCCUAAACCUGUGGUGAUUAUAAAUCCUGAUACACAGGUGUUCAGAGGAGAGACAGUGACUUUCAGGUGUGACAUACAGACAGGAGAAGACACUGGGUGGACAUACAACUGGUAUAAAGACGGUAACAUCCCAUACAGCACAGCACAAGCGUUUACAGCCGAAAAUCAUUCAAGUGGUAAAUACACCUGCAGAGGGAGAAGAAGAGACUCUCAGCUCUCACAGAUCAGUGAUUCUGGGACACUCUCUGUUUUAGAAAAACCUAAACCUGAACUCGCAUCCAGCCGUAAAGGAGAAACACUGACAGGAAACCCAGUGACUCUGACCUGUACACUGAAUCUGCCGUCUGCUGACUGGAAGUUUUACUGGAACAAAGACACACAGAGCACUGAGACUAGAACAUUUAACUACACCAUCACACCAGUUAGAGUCUCUGAUGGAGGUCGAUAUGAGUGCAGAGCUGGAAGAGGAAACCCAGUCUACUACACACACUACAGUGAUGCACUCUGGGUAAAUGUUAUUGUUGAAUCUCCUCCAGUGUCUCUGAUCAUCAGUCCCAGCAGAACUCAACACUUUACUGCUGACUCUCUCUCACUGAUCUGUGAGGACCAGAGAGACUCUACUGGAUGGACAGUGAGAGGACAAACGCACAGUGAGACACUGUACAAUUGUUCAUCAGUUUCAGGAUCUACAUGUAACAUCAGCUCCCUCUCUACAUCACACACUGGAGUUUACUGGUGUCAGUCUGAAUCUGGAGGACGCAGUAAUUCUCUAAGCAUCACAGUUUACAAUGGUGAUGUGAUCCUGGAGAGUCCUGUCCAUCCUGUAACUGAGGGAAAUCCUCUGACUUUACGCUGUUUAUAUCGCAACACAAACAUCUCAGACUCUGGUGCUGAUUUCUAUAAAGAUGAUUCAGUUCUCCAAAAGCAGACUACAGGAGAGAUAACUAUCAGUAGUGUCUCAAAGUCAGAUGAAGGUUUCUACCACUGUACACACCCAGAGAGAGGAGAGUCACCGAAAAGCUGGGUUUCAGUCAGAGCUUCUGGAUUUCCUGUUGUAAUUGUAGCACUGAGUUCGACCUUCGCACUGUUUUUCUUAAUGAUUUUACUGAUCGUGCUGGUGCGCUCCAAGAAGAAAAAAGAAGGUGUAGAAUAUCAGACUCCUUCUGCAGUAAUUCUGGACACCAGUCAGCCUGCAGAUGGUGAGAAUGUCUAUGAAAAUACUAAUUCUAAGACCACAGGAAAGAGCAGUAAGGGAGAUGAGACUGUGUACUCAGAACUGAAGCAGGACACAAAUAAAGAUGCUGCUUCUGUACCAAGUGAUGUGACUUGUGUUAAACCUGAACUCAUAGACCUAAAGGAUCCAAAGGAAAAUCCAGAUGCUGUCCCUGGACCUCCUCCUUUACCAAAUGAUGUGACUUGUGUUAAACCAGAACUGAUAAAGCUUAAGGAGCUGAAGGAAAAUCCAGAUGCUGCCCCUGGACCAAGUGAUGUGACGUGUGCUAAACCUGAAGUGAUGAAGAAAGGUAUAAAUCCUCAAGCUUUCUACAAAAGUUUGCUGGAAUUUUGGCCCACUCCUCUUGACAGAACUGGUGCAACUGGGUCAGGUUUGUAG
Messenger RNA from Clarias gariepinus (North African catfish), 1671 nucleotides. Its product is annotated as Fc receptor-like protein 5. The record is from RefSeq and is a predicted model, not a curated record. Gene Ontology annotation, molecular function: transmembrane signaling receptor activity. The transcript is spliced from 12 exons. Gene Ontology annotation, biological process: cell surface receptor signaling pathway. Bases 1 to 1671 code for a protein of 556 amino acids. NCBI's taxonomy places the organism in Eukaryota, Metazoa, Chordata, Actinopteri, Siluriformes, Clariidae.